AUGGCGGCCUCCUCCACGCCCACGGCGACGGUGCUCCUCCUGGUGCUCCUCGCGUGCGGCGGCGCCACGGCGCAGGUGUUCCCGCGGCCGCUGUUCCCGCGCGCGCCGUGGAACUUCACGUUCCCGAACGGGCCCGGCGACGCGGCAGGGGCCAGCGGCGCCGGCACCGGCGCGACGGGCGGCGGCGGCGGCGGGCCGUCGGUGCCGGCCAUGUUCGUGUUCGGCGACUCGCUGACGGACAACGGCAACAACAACGACCUCACGUCGCUGGCCAAGGCCAACUACCUGCCCUACGGCAUCGACUUCGCCGGCGGGCCCACCGGCCGCUUCUCCAACGGCUACACCAUGGUCGACGCCAUAGCUGAGCUUCUGGGGCUGCCCCUGCUGCCGUCGAACAACGAGGCCUCCAACGCCGACAGUGACGCCGGCGCGCUGCAUGGCGUGAACUACGCCUCCGCCGCCGCCGGGAUCCUGGACAACACGGGCCAGAACUUCGUGGGGCGCAUCCCGUUCAACCAGCAGAUCAAGAACUUCCAGACGACGCUGAACCAGAUCAAGGGGAAGAUCGGCGCGAGCAAGCUGGCCUCCUCGCUGGGCCGCAGCAUCUUCUACGUGGGCAUGGGCAGCAACGACUACCUCAACAACUACCUCAUGCCCAACUACAACACCCGCAACGAGUACAACGGCGACCAGUACUCCACCCUCCUCGUGCAGCACUACACCAAGCAGCUCACCAGCCUGUACAACCUGGGGGCCCGGAGGUUCGUGAUCGCGGGGGUGGGGUCGAUGGCGUGCAUCCCCAACAUGCGGGCGCGGAACCCGACCAACAUGUGCUCGCCGGACGUGGACGAGCUCAUCGCGCCCUUCAACAGCAAGGUGAAGGGCAUGGUGGACACCCUGAACGCCAACCUCCCGCGGGCGAAGCUCAUCUACAUCGACAACUUCGAGAUGAUCUCCGAGGUGCUGCGGAGCCCCUGGAACUACGGCUUCAGCGUGGUGGACCGCGGGUGCUGCGGGAUCGGGCGCAACCGCGGGGUCAUCACCUGCCUGCCCUUCCUCCGCCCCUGCCCCAACCGCAACACCUACAUCUUCUGGGACGCCUUCCACCCCACCGAGAGGGUCAACGUGCUCCUCGGCAAGGCCGCCUACUCCGGCGGCACCGACCUCGCCUACCCCAUGAACAUCCAGCAGCUCGCCGCGUGGCAGCCGUAG
Messenger RNA from Triticum turgidum subsp. durum (durum wheat), 1212 nucleotides. Lineage: Eukaryota; Viridiplantae; Streptophyta; Magnoliopsida; Poales; Poaceae. The record is from the annotation of a GenBank genome assembly.